Messenger RNA from Sparassis crispa, 3789 nucleotides. RefSeq lists its product as hypothetical. The transcript is spliced from 12 exons. The coding region runs from base 1 to 3789 and encodes 1262 amino acids. NCBI's taxonomy places the organism in Eukaryota, Fungi, Basidiomycota, Agaricomycetes, Polyporales, Sparassidaceae. The record is from RefSeq and is a predicted model, not a curated record.
AUGAGCAGACGCAACAAAAGCAGGCUCGUUGUAGACCUGGAUGACGAGGUUGAGUUUGUGACCAAGGUAGCUAAGCAGACCACUAGGGGAGUACGCUAUGUGGACGUACCUUUGCCCAUGCCCACGGGUUCAAACGUGCCAUCACCUUCCAAAAGUCCAUCGAAGGCUCCAGCUUCAGGCUCCUUGUUUAACUUGGAUGAUGGCGACGUCCUGGGCAACAUAGGUGUGCCGAUUCAGCUGGAUCCGGCGGCUCGGAAGACAAAGACCCAGAAUGACCUCAUGAGGGACUGGAUACCCCACCGUGAUGACUAUCUUCAUGCCAUUGUCGAGAUGGAAGCCCCGCCUGAGCCCAGAAACUGUGCAGAAUGCAAGGUUGGCGAGGGACGGUGGCGAUGCCUGGACUGUAUGGGCAGACCGCUCACCUGUACCGACUGCUGUCGUAACGGCCAUCAGCGUGCUCCUUUCCAUCGGAUAGAGCAUUGGCAGGGUCAGUAUUUUGAGCCGGCAUCACUGUAUCAGGUUGGCGUCUGCAUCCAUUUGGGGCAUGGCGGAGAUCCCUGCCCUCUGGGCGCCUUCACAGCACAUAACAACCCUGCGCCGGUGGUGGCCCCGGGGUCCAAUUUCUGGAAUGCCUCCAAUGAAGACCUAAAUGCACAUGAUGGCGAGGUCUCAGAUGAUGGCGAGGUCCCAUUCAACUUUGCACCUCUGGCAGGCACCCUUGACGGUGAAGCAAGGCAAACCGAUGAUGCUCCCGAUCCCACUUGGGAGGAAGAUGUGCCACCGGUGCUCUCCCGGCCACCUCGCCGUGAUAGUUACGGGAAUUGGAUCAUAGUCAUUGUCGACAUCUCUGGCGUUCACCAUAUCGGCGUUGACUGGUGCCAGUGUGAGAUGGCAGUGGAGCGUGACAUGCAGCUUCUUCAAAUGGGACUUUACCCUGGUACCGUCAAGGAUCCCCAUACCGCCUUCACAUUCGCCGUCCUCGACGAUUUCCUUCUGGAGAACAAAGAGUGCAAGACGGCGGCAUUGAACUACUACAGCAAGCUCAAACGGGUCACGAGCAAUGCCUUCCCUGGCACCGUUCCCGACCGUUAUCGUGAGCUGAUGUGGGUGUCCCGCCAAUGGCACCAAUUCAAAUAUCGCAAGUGGCACGGCUUCUCACACGAUACCCUCCGUCCUGUGGAGAAGGGUGGCCUCACCAUCUUUUGUCCCGCCUGUCCCCAGCCUGGGCUCAACCUGCCUUUUGAUUGGCAAGCGGAUCCAGUGCAGUGGAAGUUCAAAUGCGACUUUGUCAUGGAUGGCAAUUUCAGUGCAGAGCACAUGAAGAUGAAGCACCCCGAGGAGGACGUCGCCCUCAGUGACGGCCAGGCAUUCAUGGUCGGCCAAGAGGAUUACAAGGCUCAUCUGGCGGUGGCCAUGGAGUCGCAUCAGCGCUCCACUUGUCAUGAGCACCGCGCUGUCAAUCAGGCCAAUGUGGAUCGCACCAACCUCGACGCCACAGGAAUCGGGGCCACUGCUUGCGCCAGACAUGGUUUCUUUGUCCCUCAUACUGUCGUCGAUUUCCAGAAGGGAGAAAGACAAAUGAAUAUGGAUUACUCUCUCAGCAAUGCGCUCCUGACCCUCACCGGUAUCACCCUCGUCCUCGUCAUGUACGACAUCAUGUGCCAGUAUGGCGUCCAUGUCCGCAAACGUUUCCGCCACAGCGCCUAUCUGAGGAUGCCCUUCGAGCUCAAGGUAGACCAAGGCAUCGGCUUGUUUCAUGUGCACGGACACCAAGAUUGCUGCUUCCAAUGGUUCUCACCCAACUUUAUAGUUGGCGCUGGUAUGGUCGAUGGCGAGGUCAUCGAGACCCUGUGGGCACCGACAAAUGAGGUCUCAGGCAGUACCAGGGGCAUGACCCGAGCUCACCGCCAAGAAGUCCUUGACGAUCACAUGAAUGACUCCAACUGGAAGAAGACGACUCGCAUGGUGCCAACCUUGAUGACAAAGUGGAAACGCGUGCUCCUGGGCUUCCCAAGAAGCAAGGAGUCCUUUGAAGCUUUAUCUGCAUCCACAGAUGAGGAGGUCCUUGAGGCAUGGCAGAAGGAGUACAACGACGCUAUGGAGGCUCGCCAAAAUGAUCCGAAGAUUAUGGACACCUUCGAUGUCCAGCUCAGGAAGGCCCCGGGUAAAGACCUCACCCAACUCAGACUGGCGGGCGAGGAGUCCGCCAAGGGCUUGGAGAAGGGCAUCGCCGGAUGGUUGUCGACUGGCCUCAAAAUUCAAGAAGCACAGCUUAAGCUUGCGAAUGAUAUCCACAAGGCGGGUCAAAAUCCGAGCGUGGCGGAGGACCUCAAGACUCUCGAGUGCCGUCAGCGCCUCGAAGUCAGCAUUCUCACAUUCCAACGUCGCUCUGAGAAGUUCAUGGGAAGGUUGGAGGACGUUCCCGCCAUGGAAGAUCGUGACGAUGGUGCGCUCUGGGAUUCCUUGGAUGAGAAUCCUUUUCAAAUACACCCGGAGGACGCUGAGUAUGGUGAGGAUGCGAUUCCACCCGAGCAAGCUUCCUUGAAUUUACCUUCGCAGAUCAGAUUCGUGGCCGCCAUCGCCAACGGGCUCCAGACCCUGGCGGCCCAAGAGUUGGAGUUGCGCAAAGGCCUGAUGAAUGACAUCCUCCACGAGCUUCGCAUGGCGCUUGGACUGAAGUCUUACCUCUACCGCAAGAGGGUUUGUCCUGCCAACAGCGUCGGAACCAUGACCCGUGCACAGGCGGAGGUUCAUGCUGCCGAUCAGACCGUCUUGGCCUGCGCCAGGCUCUAUUCCGCCAACCGACGCGCCAUUAUGUGCUUGGACGCCACCGAUGAAGACUUGGCCCUCUAUCGCCCUUUGGAUAAGAAGGAUCUGCACGUGAAGACUGCCGUCAUCGAGGCUAGCACCUCUGGGCUCAGGAACGUCAACCUGGCUUGGUUCUGGACCAUGGAUGUCGCUGGAGAUCGAGGUUCAUUAGAAUGGAUGGACGAGUUCUAUAGAGUGAAUUGGCUGCGUGCCAGAGCUCGAUAUGAGAGAUGGAGGGAGGAGCGUGUCUUGGUCCACUCCGAAAUGGCCUGGACCAUAGCCACCUUCAAGCGGAAUGUGGAACGAUGGGCUCACUGGCUCGAGAUGAUGGAUCCUUCCUGGCGGGGUCAUGUUUGCUAUGCCGCCAGGCAAUCUUCAACAUCAGAUGCGCGCCCCUGCCUGUUCUCCAGAGGGAGGUUGCAGUUGGAAGUCUACACUUGGAGGAUCCAAGAAGCUGUUCUGGCACUGGAGCCUGACCCAGAUCACUUCACCAAGGUCCGUUGGGAGGAAGGCUUGCGCCGGGAGAUGUUCGCCGUCAGGGGUAUCUGUGGCGACCUCGCGUUGGCGGGUCAUGCUGACCAUAUUGACCAUGGCGGAGUUAUCGCCAGUGUCCUCACCGUCUGCACUUUCAAUCGCGAAGUUCUGCGCCCCAUCAGCAUUGACGUCAAGGCGAUUCCACGCCCCACCACCCUCGUUCCUCGUCCUAAGAACCUACUCGAGGAUUCACCCGACUACUGGUGGAAAUGGGAUCGUCAGGUUGGGCCGGCGGGGAGCCCUAUGGAGGCCUGGUGGUACAAACUUGGUGAUCCCUGGGAGAAGGUGUACACCGUCUCCGAGUCUACACUGGUGCAGCUUGAACAGCUGCAUGUUCGCGUCGCGAACCUCACUAGUUGGUUGCACGAGAGGACAGAUCAGAACCUGGAUGUGGUGCUGGAAGAGCUGCAGGAGGCAACGCGGCAGCUGCGUGAGUUAGGAAUGUAA